Orussus abietinus is the source of this 962-nucleotide messenger RNA. Its product is annotated as cytochrome c1-2, heme protein, mitochondrial. The record is from RefSeq and is a predicted model, not a curated record. Gene Ontology annotation, molecular function: electron transfer activity; heme binding. Lineage: Eukaryota; Metazoa; Arthropoda; Insecta; Hymenoptera; Orussidae. Gene Ontology annotation, biological process: mitochondrial electron transport, ubiquinol to cytochrome c. Bases 30 to 962 code for a protein of 310 amino acids. The transcript has 3 exons.
AUCUUCAGACAUGAUUGACUUCUGGUAUCAUGGCUUCCACCAUAUUUCGGUCCUGUCACCUCGGGAGGCGCUUGCAAAGCCCGCGAUUCUCUCCGAGGAGGGUCCUCACGUCGCGUGCUCUUGCGCUCCCCGGAAGGAGUCGGCAGAUCCUGAAGAGAUGCACCGCCAUAGCGAUCGGUGGUCUCACAGCUUGCGGGACCUUCUUGUGGGUUCUUGACAGCUCCGUGAAAGCCCAACUCGAGAUCGAACUUCCUAAUUAUCCAUGGAGCUUCAUGGGGCUCAUCUCGUCGCUAGACCAUGCCGCCGUUCGGAGAGGUUGGCAAGUCUACAAGACCGUUUGCGCGACGUGUCACAGCCUCCAAUACAUCAGCUACAAGGAACUAGUUAACGUGACGCACACGGAAGAAGAGGCAAGGGCUAUCGCGGAAGAAGUCGAGAUAGAAGAUGGCCCGGACGCUGAGGGAAACUAUUACACUCGUCCUGGGAAAUUGUUCGAUCGGAUCCCAAAACCAUUUCCCAACGACGAAGCCGCCAGAGCUGCCAACAACGGAGCUCUACCCGUGGACUUGACUUUGAUCGUUCUGGCUAGGCACAAUGGAGUGAACCAUUGUUUCUCGGUGCUGACAGGAUUCAUGGAUCCCCCAGCCGGAAUCGAGCUCAGAGAUGGGCAAUUCUUCAACGCCUACUUCCCGGGCGGUGUCAUUGGCAUGGCUCCGAUGCUGGUGGACGGCCUCGUUGACUACGACGACGGGACUCCGUCUACGGUUCCCCAGAUGGCCAAGGACGUAUCCGAGUUUCUCACGUGGACGGCCUCCCGGGAGUAUGACACGCGGAAGGUGAUGUUCAUCAAAGGCAUCGGUAUCAGUUUGAUGAUACUCGCCGCGUAUACAUAUCUAACGAAACACAAGUGGGCGGCGCUGAAGACCAGUAAGAUCGCCUUCGUGCCCAAGCAUAAGUUUUGA